AUGAACUUUGACUAUGCUCUGAUAGACCUGUCACUGGAUCGUGAUCUAUACACCUAUACAUCGAUACCAUGCGCAAACUUUACCUUUGAGGUACUCAAUCAGCCAAAAGACUGUUCAUGUGACUAUGCAAGUCAGACCAAGUGUGGCAGUACAGUGUCGGGCGACCCGUCCUGUCCGCAAUGCACCAGCGCAGUCGCAAUGUGUAAUUCGAACCGCAAGUGGUACACAUUGGAUCCUCUGGUUAACAAUACAGUGGAGGUAUCAACCGACGAUAUGGGCGUAACUACCACAAUAGCCUACCGAUCAUUGGAGAUAAGAUAUCAAUAUGUGUUUAAUUCAUCGAUCCCAGCAGAGUCUCUGAUGUUGACAGCAGAGAUGAUUGAUAGGACCAAUGCAACAUCAGGAAUAGCGUUUCAAACUGGAAUACUAUCACAGACAAUGAAGAAUUUACCAAAUAGAGUUGUACAUUGUCCAGACUCUGUAAGGCAGGGUAACAUGACAAGUGUUACAUUGAUAUUCUCUUUGAUAUCAAUUGAAUACGUUGGAAAGAUUAGGAUUAGGUUGGAUGCAUCUUCAGUGCCCAAUGUGGCACCUUCGCCAUCACAAUGCAACAAUAUUACCAACACACAUACAUGCAUUACUGAUGGACAGACAUUCAAUGUGGGCACACCAACACUAUAUACAUUCCUAGUUGAUCGACCCAUGAACCUAUCAUUUAUGUGUGCACCGGUAGUAUUGGAUCUUGUGGAGAUGGAUGUGUAUGUGUCUGAUCUAGUACCCAAUCCAGAUAUGACCAAUCACAAAUGGAUGUUUGCUAAUGGACAUAAGUUGGCUGGAGUUUUUGGAGUGAUGCCAUUGACACCUUGGCCCAAUGGAACUGCAAAGGUGCUGUAUGUGAGCAUCAACACUAUUAGGCCUAAGCCAUGCACUUUCACAUCACAUGUGAAGCCUUGGUUGAUUCCAGUGCACACACGCGAUCGUGUCGAUUCGAUCACCAGAGUAUAUAAUGGAGCACAGCUCAUCAAUCCCGAUGGCUCAUUGAUGUUCAAUCAGAGAGCACCUGCAACAAAUCUACCAUACCUCUACUUUGGAUUCCCAUGGUCCACUCCUUUCAUCAACUCGUACCCAGUUGAGACGGCCAACCCAUUUGCACCAGUGCCAGUGUCAAUCAAGAGUGAUCAAUACCUUAGUCAACUCUACCUAUCCGAGUAUGUUGACAAGAUCAGUGUGCCCUCGAGUCCAUUCAAGCCCAAGUCAUUCCAGGCUAACUACCAACUCUCCAAACAAGUUGAUGACUAUCGUAUACUGUUCAACAACUAUGACUCCAUUUCCAAAGCCAAACUCAAGUUCACAGGAUUACUUUUUGACAUUGAUGGAAAUUAUGAGGAUAUUAUGACGCUUAUCAAGGUUUAUCAAGCCAACAUGUCAGCGACAAGUAAUGAUUAUCAGAUGGUCAGUCUAAGAUACAACAUGGACGUCUUGUCAUUCAUGGACGCUUGGCAAUCCUGUGUGAAUCAGUCGCAAAACUACAUGAUGGUGAAGUCGGAGAACAUCACGGUGACGACCAACUCGUGUCCAGACAUCUACAUCAGAUCUGGAGAGUACAACUCUGAUCCAUGUUGUAAUAAGUACGCCAAGUUUGCACAGUGUUGUCAACCGAGACAAGUGACCAUCUCUGUGGACAGUCUGGUUGGCUUCCACACCGACCAGCUCAACCAGCAAUGCACCAGUCCAACAUGCACUCAAUCAGUUCUGCAAGACUUCCACACAUCAUCGUCUCGUAUUGCCAAAGGUGAAUGCUCACUCUCACUUCUUCAAUACAAUCGUGGACAAUAUGAGCUGGUCCAGCUUCUGCAGCGAUGCAAGGACCUCGCGUAUACAAUGUCAUGGUGUGACAACGACACUCAAUGCGAGCAGGCUGGUAGCACAUGCAACAUUCUCACACGCAAAUGUAUGAUCCCGUUGGUCGUUCAAGACCGAACAUACAUCACAUGUGUGCUCAAUGGCUCAUCCAUCUCGACAUUGUUCAAUCUCCAAAGACAACUCAUCUCUAGCUUGAACACAAGUUCAAGUUCAGACUCGAGCAUCCAGCAUAUAACCGACAUGGUCUUCAAGACGUACAGGGUGAACGACUGUACAUCCCCUGUUACCAACACCUUUCGCUCAUAUUACGUCUACAUGAUACCCGGCCAGAGUGGAGUGUGUUUGGACCGAUACUGUCCAAUGCAACAUAGGACAUUCAUGGACUAUGGCAACCAAGUGGGAUCCCAACGCUACCUCAUGCCACCUGAAAUAUGCAUCUACAAUGGAUACUGCCCUCACAACCCAUACCCGUGCACGUCGGCCUACCAAGGCUGUGCAGACUGUACCAACAAACAUGACUUUUGUGGCGUGUGCGCCGAGCAGACGCCAUGUCGAGUGCUCAGUUACCCUCAGGCAACUUGUAAUAACCUCACAUCGGUGUGUGUACAACCCAAUGGAGCCGUGCAGGUUGUUAACACCACAUCACAGUGUGCCGACCUCGGACAAUGUACCGGUGAUUGUGGAGUGCAGUGUUUGGGCCCGACAACGUGCAUCACCAAUCUAACACAGAUCCUAUGUGGUAGCAACAACGCAAGCCUCACGUUCGCGUACAGGGUAGAGACCAAUACAUGCAUGAUCACCAACACCGACAAGGCCACAUGCCAACAGAUGGGCUAUUCUUGGGUGGACUGCGUCACACUGACACCCGGCGAGUGUGCCCGUACGAGGAACAAGAUGAUCUGUAGAGUGGCACCCAAACCAUGCUAUACUAGAGAGGAGUGUGAGUCGUCGGGUGGCACAUGCUCGGAUACGUCCUACUUCCAGGAUACCUAUCAUCAAACUCGAGCAGUUGGUCUGUGCGUACACGGGCACACGUCCAUCGUUCAGCCACUCAACCAACCAGCAUGUCCAAUUAACGAAGAUGACAGCCCAAUGGGAUGCUCUGAUCAGUUCUCGAUAUCAACGAGAGAGGAGUGUCAAGCCAAGGGCGUUGGGUUCACUUGGUGGGAGGCAUCGUUCAAUCAAUCAUCGUGUGAGUCACACAUGGGUUGCCUGAUGACAGACUUCUCCAACACAACCACAGGCCAAUCGCGAUACAAUGACAUGACUCAAGAUCAAUGCACUCAAUGUCAGUCCAGUGCCGACAUGUACAAGUGGUCACAAAAGUUCAAGUGGACACCUGGCCGAUGGUUGCCUGGUCUGAUGGCCAAACCAAAGUGGUACUCUGGCAACGAGCUCAACUUUGUCAACACAUCAAGGUUCGGUGACUCAUUCAAUCUUGAUGGAUUCGCCACAGCCAUGUCCAACAUGAUGAAGUAUGAUCUCAUUCGCUCGACAUGUCAAUUCCAAGGAGUACAGGACAGUGUUGAUGCUGUGUCAUGCAGUUGCUCUGGAUCGGGUGUCAGUCAAUGCUUCCAAUCAACAUCCGUACCAACUCAAUCACUUCAAGCGUGCGCCACUGUGCCCAAGCAGUACCCUAUCAACAAUGGAUACAUACAGUUUGACGAGACAUCAGUUCCAGAGUCGUGCGUUCAGGUCACAGUGUCGGAGCUCACGCGUGAGACUUAUGCUUCGCCACCAACUCGCGUGCCACUCAGUGCCGAGUUCUUCAGUUACAAGCCAUCAGUCAAGUAUGGAAUAACAAAUGACAAUGGAGUGUUCAUCGGUGUAAUCACAAACAAUGGCAUCAAUGUCCAGGGUCCGGUCGAUCACUUUACAAUCUGUCAAUCAAUCUCAAUCGCGGCUCAGGGCGAUUUCAACAUCGAUGACUUUGCGCUGGUUUUGGACAACAGUACAAAUGCCCCUCUCAGACCCAUGGAGGUCAAGCUCAGCCGUGGCCAGCCUUACCUCUGUGCCGAAUUCACAAGGCAGUCACAGUCUGGCGCCGCCAACACUAGCAUCAUAUUGUUCCCGAUCAUCAGAAUUGCCGACUGGAAGGACUCCAAGGAGUUCUUCACCAAGUCGCAGACAGUGUUGAUGUACAUCUUGGCAGUGAUCUAUGCACUCUGCGCACUCUGGGGAUUGUUCCAGAUCAGUGUGAUUGUGAUGAGAUUGAUCAGAAGGAUUGAGGGACCUAAGUUGGCACAUGCACUAAUCACAUCAAUCACAUGUUAUACAUUCAUCCGAGCGAUAUACUUCUUCAUUCUUCCAACUGGCACGUUGUACUCAUCGACUGUAUCAGACUAUGUGUUGGUGAUUCUGCCAACAUUCAUCUACUUCACUUGCUUCUCAUUCAUUCUUGGAUUGUGGUACAUCCUG
Molecule: messenger RNA, 4281 nt
Organism: Acytostelium subglobosum LB1
Lineage: Eukaryota; Evosea; Eumycetozoa; Acytosteliales; Acytosteliaceae
Exons: 4
Biological process (GO): chemotaxis
Source: RefSeq, a predicted model, not a curated record